Molecule: messenger RNA, 318 nt
Organism: Ochlerotatus camptorhynchus
Lineage: Eukaryota; Metazoa; Arthropoda; Insecta; Diptera; Culicidae
Product: eclosion hormone-like
Exons: 2
Coding region: 1-318 (105 amino acids)
Biological process (GO): neuropeptide signaling pathway; ecdysis, chitin-based cuticle
Molecular function (GO): ecdysis-triggering hormone activity
Source: RefSeq, a predicted model, not a curated record
AUGGCUUAUGCGAGGAGAACCUGCACCCAUCAGCAGCAGCAGCAGCAGCGAGUGCAUUGCAUAUAUGCCUAUGCACAAUUUACAGGCACGUUGCACAAGAAGAUGAUGGGCAUGGGCAUGGGAAGUCAUAUAAUGGGCGGUUAUGACUUCCUGGGAGUUUGCAUCAACAACUGUGCCCAGUGCAAGAAGCUGUACGGUGCAUACUUUGACGGGCAGCUUUGUGCCGAUGCGUGCAUAAAAUUUCGUGGCAAAAUAAUUCCAGAUUGUGACGACAUUGGAUCCAUAACGCCGUUCCUGAACAAACUUGAAACUCAAUGA